AUGGCCAGCCCCGCGCCCUUAGUAGCCUCCAUCAGCCACCAAAUGGUGGCUCUGCAGACCCUGCAGCUGUUGCAGCAGGAGUGGGGUUGGGGGGACGGUCCAGGCGCCCCCCGGAGCCAGCGCAACCCGGAGCACGUGCCUGCCUCCCCAUCCUGUCCCUCAGGCCCAGUGCGAGCCCGGUCGGGGUCUGGGCGCGAGGAAGAGGCGGUGGGGGUCAGGACGGGGGUCACCGCAGCCCCUGCGAGCUCCACAGAGGCUGAGGCGGUGCGAGGUGCUGAGGGGGGAGCGGAGCUGCUGCCUUUCUCCCGGGCCCGCGGGCCCUGUACCCUGGCUCGGAUGGCGAUGCGCAGCGCGCUGGCCCGCGUGGUGGACUCGACCUCCGAGCUGGUGAGCGUGGAGCAGACGCUGCUGGGCCCUCUACAGCAGGAGCGGGCCUUCCCCAUCCACCUGAAGGAUAGUGUUGAAUUUAGAAACAUCUGCAGUCAUCUGGCUCUACAGAUUGAAGGACAGCAGUUUGACAGAGACUUGAAUGCUGCCCACCAGUGUUUGAAGACAAUAGUCAAGAAGCUGAUUCAAUCGCUUGCUAAUCUUCCCUCGGAUUCACACAUGGUAGCCUGUGCUUCCUUGAGACAGAUCUUACAGAAUCUCCCAGAUGUAUGA
This is a messenger RNA of Orycteropus afer afer, 660 nucleotides long. RefSeq names its product deleted in lymphocytic leukemia 7 (gene DLEU7). The coding region runs from base 1 to 660 and encodes 219 amino acids. NCBI's taxonomy places the organism in Eukaryota, Metazoa, Chordata, Mammalia, Tubulidentata, Orycteropodidae. The transcript has 2 exons. The record is from RefSeq and is a predicted model, not a curated record.